This is a messenger RNA of Ahaetulla prasina, 3647 nucleotides long. It is a transcript of the gene OSBPL1A, whose product is annotated as oxysterol binding protein like 1A. Bases 2268 to 3581 code for a protein of 437 amino acids. Gene Ontology annotation, molecular function: protein binding; cholesterol binding. Lineage: Eukaryota; Metazoa; Chordata; Lepidosauria; Squamata; Colubridae. The transcript is spliced from 14 exons. Gene Ontology annotation, cellular component: cytosol; membrane; intracellular membrane-bounded organelle. The record is from RefSeq and is a predicted model, not a curated record.
UCCUCCACUUGUGGCUACAAUUGGGACUGAAAUGUUGGGUUUGAACAAAGGGAUCGUUAAGUGGAUACAGCCCGCAUCUCCCAAUUACACUAGUUAAGUGGAUAGAGUAGAAUAUCUGCCUGCCAAAAGAGAGCAGGCAGCUUCCCUCCAUGCUCAGAAGGGACUCCUAUGGUGGAAUGCAGGAACAGUGCUUGAAACUUCAUUUUGUUUCUCCAGCUCAGGGCAGGAGUUCCUCUCCUCUCCAUGCAUAGAAGUGAAUUCCUCCACCAGGCUGAAGCUUGGAUCGUCACAAUCUCUGCUUCGUUUUUUCCAGCCCGAUGCAGGAUUUCCUCCAUGUGGGGAAGAGAACUCCUACACAGGGCUGGAAAAGUGAAGUUCAGAUCUUCAGGAUUCUGGCUGCAUUUCUCCAGCCCCAGAAGUUCUCUCUACCAUCCCCAUCACCCUACAUGCACACAAGGGAAUUCCUUCAGUGGAAUAGAGAAAUCAAGCUUGGCUUUUUAGGAUCCUUGCUUCAUUUCAGUACCCCAGCAGAGGAAUUCACUUCUGCGCACAAUCCAUUGACUUUCUGGAGCAGCUGGCAAAGAUUGCAAAUGAUGAUCAGAUGAUCACAGGGCGUUUGGCCAUCAUAGAUGUGAACAGGUUGCUGUAUGUAUGCAUGUCUUGUCUGUCUGUCUAUCAUCUAUCUAUAUAUCGGUAGUCCUUGACUUACAACAGUUCAUUUAGUGACGGUUCAAAAUUACAACGGCACUGAAAAAAAGGCCUUAUGACCGUUUUUCACACAGCCAUUGCAGCAUCGCCAUGGUCACAUGAUCAAAAUUCAGAUGUUUGCCAACUUCAUAUUUAUGACGGUUACAGUGUCCCAGAGACACGUGAUCAGCUUUUGUGACAUUCUGACAAACAAAGUCAAUGGGGAAGCCAGAUUCACUUAGCAACUGCAGUAAUUCACUUAACAACUGUGGCAAGGUUGUAAAAUGAGGCAAAACAUACUUAACAUGUUUCACUUAGCAACAUAAAUUUUGGGGUCAAUUGUCAUAACUCGAGGACUACCUGUAUACAUGUGUAUAUGUGUGUAUAAAAUAUCCCAUAUAUAUGUACACACACAUUCUUUUAGAAAGAUUUACUUUAAAAGCAGUCAAUAUUUUUAUUUUAAAAAAUUCUUAGCUGGGGAACUCUGGGAGUUGAAGUCCGUGGAUUUUAAAGUUUCCAGGGUUGGGAAACAUCUUAUACCUAUAUUGUGAUUAUGCUAGAGUUCCAUAAGAUGGUGCUGAUGUGGCCAGCUCUUAACCUUCAAAUAACCUAUCAUUUAUUAAACUAUUAUUAAAUAUGUUCACCAGGUGACUGAUCCUCCAUGAUCGUAUUCAGAAACUAGUCGUUUCAGUCGGCUUACUGUCCACUGCAAAGCAAUAGGGAGAACAACUCUGGCGCUCCCAAGCAAAUUACUUCGGGUCCCUUUAAAAAGGAGACCUAGGAAAUUCUUCUUCAGAACGCAGGUGCUUCCAUGCGGUUUGCUAUGGCUGUAUGUUAUAUCCUUUAGGACCCGGCAGAAAUAUUGCUCUCCGAACUGGGUUACUGAGUGACGAGGCUAUCCAGUUUCUUUGGAUGCAUCCGGCCGUUGUUUCUUGUCCUUGGGGAGUGAAGUUCUUUUAAGAGCGUCGAGCUCCGGCUACCGCCUGCAAGCUCUCUUGAGGAGCAAGGACCGCCUGGCGGCGCGCAAGCAGCAAUUGACUUGGCCGUGCCGGCUCCGGGCUUUACCGGCCGUCUGGUGCAAUUGCAGGCAUCCUAAUGAAGCUGGAACGGCGCCUGCUUACAUCACCGCCCUUCCUUGCUUAAGGACGAAAAGCGCGCGUCCGGACCCCGCUUGAGCCUUCUGACCCUCCGGCUUCUUGCCGCCCGAGAACGGCGGAUCCGUGGAAACCGGCCUCGUUUGCUCUCGCGAUACACCCUGCAGAGGUGUCGGUCCGGGAGCAGCGUCAGGGCUCGGCCGGAGAAGAGAAGCGAACGGAGAGAAAGUAAGGAAUUUGAAACUGGAGCAUGAGCAAGAGAAAAGUAAGAUCUUAUCUGAAGCUCUAGAAACACUAGCCACUGAACACCAUGAAUUAGAGCAAUCGGUAGUCAAAGGGUCACCUCCUGUUAGCAUCCUUAGUGAGGAACAGUUCUAUGAUGCUAUAUCUGAUUCAGAAUCUGAAAAAUCAUUUACUGGAUUUGAAACCGUGACUAGCUUUUCAUUGGAAGACAGCGAGGACUCUAGUGACACCAUAACAGCUAACAUGUCUGAAGAAAAAGCAAAUAAAAACCGAGAGGCUCUAUCAAAUGGCAUAAAAAAACACAGGACAAGCUUGCCCUCUCCAAUGUUUUCAAGAAAUGACUUCAGUAUUUGGAGUAUCUUGAGAAAGUGCAUUGGAAUGGAGCUGUCCAAGAUCACUAUGCCAGUAAUUUUUAAUGAGCCCCUGAGUUUCCUACAGCGACUGACAGAAUACAUGGAGCAUACAUACUUAAUUCAUAAAGCCAGUUUGCUUUCUGACCCAGUUGAAAGAAUGAAGUGUGUAGCUGCUUUUGCUGUCUCAGCUGUAGCCUCUCAGUGGGAACGUACAGGAAAGCCAUUCAAUCCAUUACUUGGAGAGACAUAUGAACUUGUUAGAGAGGAUCUUGGAUUCAGACUCAUCUCAGAACAAGUUAGUCAUCACCCACCAAUCAGUGCUUUUUAUGCUGAAGGACUGAAUAAUGACUUCAUAUUUCAUGGUUCCAUUUAUCCUAAACUCAAGUUUUGGGGAAAGAGUGUUGAAGCAGAACCAAAGGGAAUCAUAACUCUAAAGCUUCUUGAACACAAUGAGGCAUAUACAUGGACAAAUCCUACAUGCUGUGUACAUAAUAUAAUUGUGGGCAAACUUUGGAUUGAGCAAUAUGGAAAUAUGGAAAUAACCAAUCACAAAACUGGUGAAAAAUGCAUGCUAAACUUCAAGCCCUGUGGCCUUUUUGGAAAAGAACUACACAAAGUUGAAGGCCAUAUUCAAGAUAAAAGCAAAAAGAAAUUUUGUGCACUCUACGGAAAAUGGACUGAGUGUUUGUACAGUGUCGAUCUUACUACAUUUGAAGCUUACAAAAAGAAUGACAAGAAAAACACAGAAGAGAAGAAAAACAAUAAACAGACAGGCAAUUCUGAUGAGCCGGAUGAGAUGCCCUUGCCAGAAUGUGAAAGUACGUAUGUGAUCCCUGGAAGUGUGUUGUUGUGGAAAAUAGCUCCAAGACCUUCAAACUCAACACAGAUGUACAACUUUACUACUUUUGCUAUGAUGUUGAAUGAAUUGGAUCAGGAAAUGGAAAGUGUUAUUCCUAAAACUGAUUGCAGGCUAAGGCCAGAUGUAAGAGCUAUGGAAAAUGGUGAAAUAGAUGUAGCCAGUGAAGAAAAGAAACGGCUUGAAGAAAAACAAAGAGCUGCUCGUAAAAACAGGUCUAAAUCAGAGGAAGAGUGGAACACAAGGUGGUUUCAUCAAGGUCCUAAUCCUCACACUGGCGGACAUGACUGGAUUUAUUCUGGGAACUACUGGGAAAGAAACUACUUCAACUUGCCGGAUAUUUAUUAAAAUGCAUUGGAAAUUCUGAGGCAAACACAAGUCUUAAACCAGUUUUCAGUGUUUUCUUUAUGCCUA